Messenger RNA from Neurospora hispaniola, 1250 nucleotides. Its product is annotated as putative C-5 sterol desaturase. Gene Ontology annotation, molecular function: C-5 sterol desaturase activity; iron ion binding. The transcript has 2 exons. NCBI's taxonomy places the organism in Eukaryota, Fungi, Ascomycota, Sordariomycetes, Sordariales, Sordariaceae. Gene Ontology annotation, cellular component: membrane. Gene Ontology annotation, biological process: sterol biosynthetic process. The record is from RefSeq and is a predicted model, not a curated record. Bases 107 to 1141 code for a protein of 344 amino acids.
CCCGGCACGGUCUUGAUCCGGGCCUGGAACACAAAGCUUGCUCGGCUUGCUGUUACUCAACUUGAUUCUUCUUCUUUGGCGCGCAAGCCCAACAACCACCGUCAAUAUGGACGUGGUCCUCGAGGUCACCGACCAGUUCAUGUUCGAUUACAUGUACGCCUGGCUACUACCAGCACGACCUGCUCUCUAUGAUUUCCCCGACAAGACCAAUGGCACCGCACAAGCUUUCUCGUCUUGGGUGUAUGAGCCCGCGACCAAGUUCUUCUCGCUCGAGCCCUCGCAGGCGGCCUACCAGAGUAUCUGGACAAGAGACAACAUCUACCGUCAGGCUCUAUCGCUCUUCCUAAUACUAUGGCUCUUCGGUCUCGUAACCUACUACGUCUUCGCCUCCCUCUCCUACAUCUUCGUCUUCGACAAGAAGACUAUGGAGCACCCCAAGUUCCUUAAGAACCAGGUCUGGCUCGAGAUCAAGCAGACCAACGCCGCCCUGCCCGUCAUGGCGUUCUUCACGUUCCCCUUCCUGGUCGCCGAAGUGCGCGGUUACUCACUCCUCUACGACACCACGGCCGAGGGUCCUGGUCGCUGGUACGACUUCUUCCAGUUCCCACUCUUCAUCAUGUUUACCGAUUUUGGCAUCUACUGGAUCCACCGUGGCCUUCACCACCCGCUUGUGUACAAGCACCUGCACAAGCCUCACCACAAGUGGAUCAUGCCAACUCCCUAUGCCAGCCAUGCCUUCCACCCCAUCGACGGCUUCGCCCAGAGCAUCCCCUACCACAUUUUCCCCUUUAUCUUUCCGCUUCAGAAGAUGGCGUACGUCGGCCUUUUCGUGUUUAUCAACUUCUGGACCAUCAUGAUCCACGACGGCGAGUACUAUGCCAAUAACCCCGUGAUCAACGGCGCCGCCUGCCACUCGGUUCACCACUUCGCCUUCAACUACAACUACGGCCAGUUCACGACGCUGUGGGACCGCCUCGGCGGCAGCUACAGGGAGCCCGACGGUGACAUGUUCGCGAAGGAGAAGAAGAUGAGCACGACGACGUGGAAGAAGCAGGUCAACGAGAUGGAGAAGAUUGUCAAGGAGGUUGAGGGUGAGGAUGAUCGGCUUUACGAGCCGACCGAGACUAAGAAGUCGAAAUAGAGUGAAGUUCGAGAAAAAAACGAGGAGGAAUAGAAAUCUCACCAGUCCCGGUUGAUGUCAUUUUUUCCCCUCAAGGGAAGAAAAAAAAGAAAAAAAAAAAUGGACAAAU